Chondrus crispus (carragheen) is the source of this 345-nucleotide messenger RNA. RefSeq lists its product as hypothetical. The transcript has a single exon. The coding region runs from base 1 to 345 and encodes 114 amino acids. Gene Ontology annotation, cellular component: R2TP complex; Swr1 complex; Ino80 complex. Gene Ontology annotation, biological process: box C/D snoRNP assembly; regulation of transcription by RNA polymerase II; chromatin remodeling. Gene Ontology annotation, molecular function: ATP binding; DNA helicase activity. NCBI's taxonomy places the organism in Eukaryota, Rhodophyta, Florideophyceae, Gigartinales, Gigartinaceae. The record is from RefSeq and is a predicted model, not a curated record.
AUGCUUGAUAUUGACUGCUUUUACUUCAUGAACAGAGCUCUCGAGUCGGACCUCGCCCCAGUCCUUGUGGUGGCGUCGAACCGCGGAAUCACUCGUAUCAGGGGGACCACAUACAAGUCGCCACAUGGCAUUCCACUGGACUUGUUGGAUAGGUUGCUUAUUACUACCAAACCAUUCAACGAGAACGACAUUCGAAAGAUCUUGCAGCUACGCAGCGAAGACGUGGAGAUCAUGGAAAACGGACUAAACCUUCUCACGCGUAUAGAUCUGGAUACCUCUCUGAGAUACGCCAUGUAUCUAAUCACCUCUUCAGGACUCGUUUGGUCGAAAAGAAAGAGGAUAUAG